AUGGCACCACCACCUGCCACUGUCACCGUAGAUGACCCCGAGAUACGACAAACGAAGAACUGCAGCAGCUGUCACUCACCGAUGGGACCUCUCUGUGUUCACCAGGGCACGAACACGCCCGGGAAUAGAGGGUCUAUCACUCAAACAUGCAAAAACCUGCAAUGCAGCCAUACCGUCAUUCACACUCCCCGAUACGUUAUGGCGGAUGCCGAUGCACUCAUCUAUCGGAUUCACGCCCGCGCAGGAGGUCAACUCAUCCCGCCACAGUAUAACCGGCCUCUUCGUCGCGCUCCAGUCAUCCCAAAGCCGCCCGUGGUGAAUAGGAGAAUGGCCUGUAACAAUCCAGAGUGCCGAUCUCCAGGCUCGCAGACGUGUAUCGAAUUCCUCUGCAAAAAAUGUUGUAUUGCCGCCUCCAGUAACCCAACGACCUCCAUUCGUGACCCUUGCGCCAACCACAAGACCCCAGCCAUCAUCGAUACUCCGGCGGCGGUUCCAGCGCAAUUAACUGUGCCAGCGAAACCCCCCGUUGCGGCAACGACACAUGGAAAGAAGAAGAAGAAGAUGGGUGGUGGUGCGACUGUCUUUGAGCCGGUCAAUAUGCGAGACAAUCUUGCGCAACCAAUCGGCGAGUUAUGGCGCGGUCCAGUGGCGUCGCAGGAGAUCGCUACAACACACAACGCAAAGGCCUUGAAGCUACAGCUAGAGGAAGCAGAGAAAAUGAAAGUGCGAAUCUCGAUAUACUACAAGAAGCGAACGCAGGCCCUGGCCUUCUGGCUGUCCAUUCCUACAUACCCACAUUGUACCCUCUCGCAAAUUCCAGGCCUCAUCGAUGAUCUUGGGCUGAAGGAUGGUCGCCGCGUCGAAAUCUGGGACUACAAUGAGUCCGCCUGGACGUCGAUGUCAGUCUCUGCUGGCUUUGUGGUGGAUCGCUCCCGCCGUACAAUAAUUCGGCUUCCAGAAACUCUGUUGGAUGUUUGGUCCAACGAUGACUGCCCCGCUAUCGAUGAGAAUCGUGUUCCAGUCAAUCCGCCUUUCAAGCGAGCUGCUCCAUCUCCAGCAAAUAGCCCAAGGUCCAAAGUGCCACGAAUGGAAGCGGUCAACACCGACGCAGCCUCCGAGAGUCAUGCAAUGGUAUUGGACGAAACAACACCCCAUCUCGAUACUCCGCCAACGGCAAAUCCAGCUCCCGCAUCCGGCCCUUCGUCGGCAGCACCUAUCGACGAAGAGAGCCGCCUCUAUUCGUCAUAUUCUGCUUGGGAGUGGAAUGACAAGUGGAAUCGGGUGCGGCAGUUGCGCGACUCGGGCGAUCCAGCAUUCAAGUACAUCAACCAGGCAUUUCAGCAUGUCUUCGGUCGAAAACACCGGCGGCAAACACUCCGGCCCUACGAGAAGGGUUGGGAUAGUGCGCCAGACCAACUCAGGCGACAGUAUAUCUCUCUCGGUGACGUUCCUGAAGCCUCGCUUGGCCGGCUUCUCAAGGGAAUCACGGUUCCGAGCUCCAUCCUCGCUCCCACAGUUCAUACCCCAACUCCAAUCGUGCCGAAUCCUACCCCUCCACACCAACCUCCGGUGUCUCGUGCACAAUCACUCGACAGCGAGCAGUUAGACCUUGCCUUCGAUUCCGCGGGAAGCCUCGAUCUCGAACAGCAACAGCAGACAAAUGGUGGAUUACUAGUCGAGUUGUUUGGGUCCUCUGAUAUUGCGGAAGACCCAUUCGGCAGCGAGUUCUACGAUCAAGCCAUUGAACGACGUCGGCCUGGCCACCAGUCACCGUUUGAAGCUCUUUAUGGCUACUUUGGACCUCUGGGAUACUCCGUCAUUCGCGAUGCUGUUCGAGCAGCUGCCAACAGGUUCCGGUUGGCUCAAAGCAGCCUGAAACAACACGAGCUCAUUGAUGAGGCGUUGGUCCCUGAGGCGCAGAUGUUGUUGAUUCAGCAAGACCUUGGGGAACAGGUUGACACGCUCGACAUCCUCAAGCGUAGUGGCCCGUUUGGCGACCUGUUCCAUUCGGAUCAUUGGGACCGAACACGGGCAAUUGAUUCGGUGGAAGCCCAGGCCGCUUCUCCGACUCCGCAAUUAAUUGAGCCUCUAUUCGAGCCUCUACAACGUCUCCCUGACCCGGUUUCUGCUUCUAUCCCACCUCUCCCCUCCCCCCUUCUGCACGCAACACCAUUUCCAACACUGCAGCUGCUUGAUGGGCUUGGCGCUCUGCUCGACCGAGCAGAGGCGAUGAUUAAAGAGGAGCCACACGACGAAUCAGAGCCUCUCUCUGGAGAGCCCUUAUGCAUGUUUUGCGACGAGCCGUUUCCCACUUCGCCCUCACACGUUUUGCUCCAGCGUGCCCAGGAGCUAACGAUCAUCUCGACCCCGGAUCCUUAUCCCAGCAACCCGGGCCAUCGACAGCUUGCAAACAUUGCAGUAAGCGCCGACUUCUGUCAACGACAUCAAUUCGAGCUUCUUGAUCUUCCCCUUGCACGCAGUAAAGGUUGGCCUGAGGCUCCCGACUUCGGUGGCCUUCAGGAGCGACUGCUUGCUCUGCAAUCCACGUUGCAGGAGAUUGUCGACUGCCCUGACUUCAGUUACUUCUACAAGCUAGCCAAGGAACGGCUGGGGCAAUGGAACGGCACCUCAAACCAACUCGCAUCCACUCAUGCUCAGAUGCGGCAUCCGAAUCGAGCCAAGACGAGUACAGGCUACUAUGGCGAGAUAGGUGCUACCAUUUUUGUCCCGAUCAUCACCUUGCUAUUCCCAAAUCAGCCCCACCUCCCGCAUUGCAAGCUCGGCAUAUCAUACGACAUUGUUAUCCACGAGAUUCUCAUUCCAGAAGCGGUGUCGCGUAUCAUCCAGCACGAUCUCCAUAUCAGUGAUAUUCAAGCAAAAGCGACGAUGGAAGCGAGCUAUAACUUUGGUCGCAUAUUGCAUCCUGACUCCGAGAACAAAGCGGCGGAUGCGGUUAUGCGGUACGUGACAGAGCAGCGGCAGUCCACAAUCUACCGCCUAUGGCUUGCUUCGGGAUCGACUCUCUACCUCCCUGAAUGGGCUGCGCGUGCCGCAACGCUGCGUGCUCCGACAGUGAUAAAGUCUGAGUCGGUGGAGAUGACAGCUAUACCGCGCGAAAGCUCUGACGGGAACGAGAUUAUAGACUUAACUCUGGACUCAGAUGAUGAAGAGUAG
This is a messenger RNA of Mycena indigotica, 3174 nucleotides long. RefSeq lists its product as uncharacterized. The record is from RefSeq and is a predicted model, not a curated record. The transcript has 6 exons. NCBI's taxonomy places the organism in Eukaryota, Fungi, Basidiomycota, Agaricomycetes, Agaricales, Mycenaceae. The coding region runs from base 1 to 3174 and encodes 1057 amino acids.